Messenger RNA from Drosophila erecta, 825 nucleotides. RefSeq lists its product as uncharacterized. Bases 10 to 711 code for a protein of 233 amino acids. The transcript has a single exon. The record is from RefSeq and is a predicted model, not a curated record. Lineage: Eukaryota; Metazoa; Arthropoda; Insecta; Diptera; Drosophilidae.
CACCCCAAGAUGCAAGUUCACCGCUUUUUCUGCGGAGUUCUAUUGUACUUCAGUUUAUUAGGGGUAUUUUCCCAAGAUGUAUCCAAUGUGCCAACUGAACCUACUGCAUCACCCAAUGCGGCCGAAGUGGCUCCUAAAAAUACCAAACCAGAGGCGUCGGGUUCAUCCAAGUGCAAGUCCAACGAAAUUCUUUCCGAAAAUGGCUGCGUGAACCGCGAUAACUUUCUGAACAAGAUCAUAUUGAGUUCCUGGAAGGACGCAGGCUUCGGCAAGGCCAAGGCAAGAGCUGGCCUGGUCGACGUGAUGCAGUGCAAGGAGGAUGAGGUGAGGACUCCCUUUGGCUGCUCGAAGCUACCGUUUCUACCGCACAGGGAUUCAAAUCGAGUGCCAAUGCACCACAGCAGCUUGUACCGCGACCAGGUGGUGUACUCCAAUUACGGAUCGGCACGAGGCGUCUAUCAGGAAAAGAUCAAGAUCGAAAAAGAAAAAAGGGCGCCAUACUCGGGUCCCCCCAUUUCGGGGCAUAAUAUCCCCCGAAAGAACUACAUCCUGCCGGGCAGGUUGCUCCGAAGCGGACGUAAGUGUCGACCAUAUGAGACUCCCGGGAAAGACGGUCAGUGCCAGCAUAAGAAGGGUAAGAAGGGAAAUUACAAGCACGGAAACCACGUCUAUGGACUCCAAUUGAGGCACCGACACGAUGCAAAAGGGUAGAAACCCUUCUAAUAAUUUUAAUUUUAUACUCGGCUAGUAAAGAAUACUAUGAGCUUGCCAUCCAAUUGUGGCUUCCUUGAGUUUCUGAAAUACAGCUGCCCGAAGUGAAUAUAA